Penicillium arizonense is the source of this 1629-nucleotide messenger RNA. Its product is annotated as putative MFS transporter. Gene Ontology annotation, biological process: transmembrane transport. Gene Ontology annotation, molecular function: transmembrane transporter activity. The transcript has 9 exons. Bases 1 to 1629 code for a protein of 542 amino acids. Lineage: Eukaryota; Fungi; Ascomycota; Eurotiomycetes; Eurotiales; Aspergillaceae. The record is from RefSeq and is a predicted model, not a curated record.
AUGGCACCAGUAUAUGACAACACAGCCAUACCAGGCACACUCACCCUGGUGGAUGUGAACCAUGUCCUAGAAGCCAGACACUUAGAUCGCGGGGACCGAGACAUUGUCCUAGUUCCGACACCUUCAAAUGACCCAGACGAUCCUCUCAAUUGGAGUCCGAGACGGAAGCUUCUAUCUACUGCCUGUGUGAGCAUCUAUACAUUGUUCUCCGGUAUUGCUUGCUCGGUCGUUUAUUCAGUCCUUGGUCCUCUCCAUGAAGCAACAGGGUUACCUGUUAGUACCUUGAAUGAGGGAACAGGGUAUAUGUUCUUGUUGGCCGGUUGGGGGUUGUUAUUCUGGCAACCUUUUGCUAUGCAGUACGGCAAGCGGCCGACAUAUAUCUUGUCCCUGAUAGGUAUUCUGGGAGUGACAAUGUGGGGUCCCUAUGCAGGCACCAAUGGCCAGUGGAUCGCACGAAAUGUCAUCUCCGGAUUCUUCACAGCACCCGUUGAAGCCCUCCCCGAAAUCUCAGUUACAGACGUGUAUUUCACCCACGAACGUGGAAUGUACAUGGGGUUGUACGCCUUCUUCCUAGCAGGAAGUAACUAUUUCGCACCAGUUAUCUGCGGCUUCAUCGCCCAGUACCAAGGCUGGAGAUGGGUAUUCUACUGGCCGAGCAUCUUCGUCGGCUGCGCAGCCACCUUCCUCUUUUUCUUCUGUGAAGAGACAAACUAUGUGCGAGAGCAUGUUGAGGAACCUAGUGCAAUCGUGCGGACUGGAUCGUCAACGCAAAGUGCGAACAGCGCUGAAGAUACUGAGAAAACUUCUCCUGUUGUUAACUCGACGCCCGAAGCGGAGGCUGGUGUGAUGCACACUAAGAAGUCGUAUGCGAAGAAGUUGUCACUUCUGGGCCCACGCCAAGAGCAGAAUACUAUGCUCCGUCGGUUCUGGCCGAUUCUGUAUUAUCUGUCGUGGCCGGUUAUUUUCUACGCCGGAUUCUCCUAUGGUUCUUACCUGGUUCUUUUCAACAUCCUAAAUGGAACUGCUUCAAUCAUUCUUGGUGGUGCUCCAUAUAAUUUUGGAUCUUCCAUGGUAGGCCUCAGCUACCUAGCAUGCUGUCUUGGGGUGAUCCUUGGAUCCAUCUUCACCGGCCGCUUCAGCGACUGGCUCACUAUCAAACUCGCUCGCCGCAACAACGGAGUCAUGGAAGCAGAGCACCGCUUAUGGCCAUUCCUCGCCUGUCUGGUGCUUGUUCCUGCAUCCUUAAUUCUAUGGGGCGUCGGCGCUGCCCACGAUAUCCACUGGUUCGGAUUGAUUGUGGCCAUGUGCAUGCUUGCCUUCACCAAUACCUGCGGUAUUACUCUUAGCGUCAACUAUUUCAUUGACAGCUAUCGAGAGCUGAGUGGUGUUGCUAUGGCGAGUGUCAUCUUGGUUCGCAAUACCAUGUCAUUUGCCAUUGGCUAUGGCAUUACACCCUGGAUCGAUAAUAUGGGCUACCAGAACUGCUUCAUCUCUGCCGCUUUCAUUGGCAUGGCAUGUGCCGCAGUGUUCCUAUUCAUGAUCAAGUUCGGCAAGACAUUUCGCGAACGCACACGCGAGAAGUACUGGAAACUUGUCCAGGAGAAUUGGGAGCAUGGAAUGGGCCAUUAA